Molecule: messenger RNA, 405 nt
Organism: Helobdella robusta
Lineage: Eukaryota; Metazoa; Annelida; Clitellata; Rhynchobdellida; Glossiphoniidae
Exons: 2
Coding region: 1-405 (134 amino acids)
Source: RefSeq, a predicted model, not a curated record
AUGCUGGUGGUGAAAAAAUUAAAUGAUGGAGUUAGCAUACGAAAAAUUGCUGAAGAAUUUGGUUGCGGAAAAACUCAAAUUGCAAAUAUUCGUGAAAAUAUAGAAUCUGUAAAAAGGCAGUGGGAAGCGGGAGUGCCGAGUGAAAAUAAAGCGUUGAAAAGACAAAAAACGGAUUUUGAAGAGAUCAAUUUUAAAUUGUUUGAAUGGUUUUCUGAAGCUCGGUCAAAGAAUCUGCCAAUUUUGAUUUUGAGUCUUGAGGAGAGGACAGUUAAGAGGAGAGGACAGUUUGGUCAUUUCCCAAUGGUGUCCUCUCUAGAGGACUUUUACUGUAUCAAUGACAGAACAAUCGUAAACCCUUAUCUUUUUCUUAGUCAAACAAAUCUUAAUUCAAACGAGCAAUGCUAA